Molecule: messenger RNA, 622 nt
Organism: Pseudogymnoascus destructans
Lineage: Eukaryota; Fungi; Ascomycota; Leotiomycetes; Thelebolales; Thelebolaceae
Exons: 1
Coding region: 1-351 (116 amino acids)
Source: RefSeq, a predicted model, not a curated record
AUGUACCCGCCAUCCUUCCUCUCCUGUCCCAAAGAAACACCCCCGUCAGGCAUCACUCUCGUCCCAAUGACAACCCCGUUCACCGCAUGUCCAUCUCAAAAACAUCCGGUGAAUGGGGCUCACAAAACCCGCCAUCCAUCCCCGCGCGUCCUGUCAUCCCAGCUCUAUUCACAAACGCAUCCAUCCCCGCAUAUCCCGCCAACCUGUCUCCUUUCACCAUCCAUCCCCGCAUACCCCGCCAACCUGUCUCCUUUCACCACGGCAUAUCCCGCCAACCUGUCUCCUUUCACGCGCUCAAGCGCCGUCAAGCGCCGUGUCGCACAACACACGCCUGCGUUAGACCCGCGCUGAUUAGAUUCCCCAUCACCCUCCCGUAUGCCCCGUGUUACACACCACCCGCCAAGGCACCAGAACAUGCACGCCAUCAAAAGCAGCCGUGCGGGCCAUCACUCGGCAAUUCACUGCUAAGGAGGUUGUUUUCAGCCACCCGAUCAGAUAGUCUUAGGUAUUCUCAUAUCCCUUGGCUUGUACGCCCACGUUGGGGGAUGGGUGGACUGGAAAGGUCUGGAGAGGAGGACGUUUGGGUCUUGGUAUGGUGGUGUGAGGGUUGGGGAUGUUGGGG